CCCAAAUCACUACUCUACAGCGCAGCAUCAGUAUCUGCUAGCAAUCCAGAUAAACGACCCCUCUAUACGCCUUCAUACGUGUGGAAAUAUGUAACAAUAACAUAUUUUAUCGAAGACACAGACAGCACAAGUAAGUAGAUUUAGUAGCUAAUGGCGCACAUUUUAAAGUGCCGUCCUUUGUGUUCGUGUACCAAUUCUGGCCAUAUUAUUAUGGGAUGAUGAUGGCGGAUGAUACCCGUUAUUUCAGAUGGUCACCUAGCUACUGUGUAGCUAGCUAGCAAGGAGGCUAACCUAGCAAGGAGCCACCUAGCUUGCCUUUUAGUUGACUUAACGUUAGCUAAACCACAUAGCUGGUAUGCUAAAUUAGCAAUAAUACAGUAGCUAGCGCUUGUCAUGGCAUUUAAAUUGUUAUUGAUUGCUUGCUAAAUUAGUAACUAGCAAGAUAGCUGGAGAGGCCUAGCCAACUAAUGUUAGCUAGUAAAGUUAGCUAGCUAUAUAGCGUAGCGAUAUGUGUCAUAUCUCAUUGAUAAUGUACUGUAGCUAGCUAAUGGCGCAGUUAACAUUAGCUACCUAGCUUACUAGCUAGCUAUUUUCUAAGUUUGCUUUAAUGUGUCAACGUUAGGUAGUGAACUAGUUAGGCCGGGUAGCUAGCUACCUGGCUAGCUUGAUAACAUUACCUUUACCUCGCUAGCUAACUAACGUUAGUUAACGUUACAAUGUCAAACAGUUGGCUAGCCAGCCAGGUCACUUGUCUCUCAUAACUAAACUGACACAUCUCUCACACUGCUCAAUAGUUAUUAUCAACAUUCGAGUGAUCAGAUGGGCAAAGGUAUCUAUUUUCUCUCUAACCUUACCCUCCUCUAUUCCCCUCAGAGCUGCUGUAUAGUACCAUGGGUGGCCAUGAUGAUGAUGAUGAUGAUGUGUCUUAUCAUUUAGCCAACAACCAACAUCAAGAUGAAGUGCUGAAAAACAAAUUGAAUGACAGCGGCCUUUGGAGUGACCAAGAAUCCACUGGCGGCAACAAUGCUAAGUGGGUCAAGGAGGGCCAGAACCAACUGAGGAAAGUAGCUGAGAAACAUCAGGACCAGGACCAGAAUGGGAACCAGGAGGAUUUCUCCCCUCAUAACACCACUGACGAGCAGCAGCAGAGAAACGACGAGCAGACCAAAGCUCCCAAGACCACCAAGACCCUGGGCUUGAAGGAAGAGGAGUCCAAGACCAUUCUCAAGGAGCCACUACUCAUCGACACUCUACUGUCUGCAGAGGAUAAAGAGGGUGAGGGCGAAGAAGGCGACAAAGAGAAGGAAGAUCAAUCUGAGGCAGAUGAAGAGGCCUGCAGUCUUAUAGAUGAAGAGAGGAAGUCCGAGCAGAGUAAUGUGGAGGCUGAAAGAGAGGGAGGUGGGGUGGCUAGAAAUCCCUGUCUGCUGUUCUCUAAUGUAAAUGGAACACCAAGUGAUGAAGAAACCAACUGGCCAGCACUGUCUCAGGACAGCACUGUUGAAAGCCCUCCAAAUGGAAACAAAGGUAAGGGCGGGUUUGUUGAAAUCAGUUGUGUGACUUUUGUUGGAGUAAUAAUGAUUAUUGUCUAGUCUAACAUAAGUGCUUCUCAGGUUGCAUGCGACGUAAGCAGACUCCUCGUUCUAACCCUCCCCUUCUCUCCACACAGAGUCCUUCUGGGACUCUGAGGCCUUUGAGGCGGACACAGACCUGCCCUCUGGGUGGAUGCGGGUUCGAGACACCUCAGGCACCUACUACUGGCACAUCCCUACUGGCACUACUCAAUGGGAGCCCCCCUCCCCUCUGGACAAGGUGGGAGACUCCAUGAUGUCCUCCAGUAUGUCCCUGGAGACAACACCCUGUGAGGAAGAGCUUGAGGUGAGCUCUUACCCAUAGGCCUUAGGGAUGAUUUGUGAAGUUUCUGUUCUGAGAAGUCUUAGAUCAAUGCUCUCCCAAUUUAGAAUAUUUGGAGAAGAAGAGGCAUCAUGUUUUUGUCUGACUCUCCUAGGAAACAUGGGGAGACCUCUCUAACCCAGAUGAAGGGACUAGUGAUGGAGAGCUGUGGAAGGUAAGAGACAGCUUGAAUAUUAAAAUAAGUACUAAUGAGAAUCUGGACAUGGUCAAGCCCUCAUAUUCAGGAUAUCCUUUACCAAAAGGGCAACACUGACACCACAGUAAAAAGAGAAUAUAAUUAUUUUAAUAUAUAUUUUAAAUAUUUUUUUAUGUCUCAGAUUAUUCAUUGAAAAACAUAAUUUGUAACAUACACUCAACAUAAACCCUCACCACAGACUCUGCGGAUAAAUCAUUAUUAUGUGGGAAAUAGUUGACAUGGAAACAGAAGAAAAAGUAGGGUUACGUUUUUUUACUGUCUUGGCGUUUCCUAAGGGACAGAAGCAGAGCACUACGCUUCAAUAGCCAAAAUAAUACAUUCUGCCAAUAACAGAGCACUUUAAAUUUCCCAGCUUCAACCCUCAAUAUUUCAGUUUUAGAAACAGUGGAUUUUAGAAGGCAGCACAUCUGGAUCUUGAUCAACUUGGUGAUAAUGAAUUGACAAAUUCUUUGUCUUUUUUGUGAUUGCAGGAGGGAGAGGUGGCUUCUGACCAGAGCCUGAAGGAGUUUGAAGGGGCAACCCUGCGCUAUGCAUCCAUCAACCUGAAGUAAGUCAUGUGGUAGCUUAUCACAUAACGUACUAUCUCAUUCUCAGCCAAAACAGUCUCUCUUAAACCCUCCAUUCUUUCUCUUAUUCUUUCUCAAACUAUACCUGACUGGUAACUGUCUUGUAACUCUCUUGUAGCUGUUCCCAAUCCGAGGGAGAGGUGAACCUUGAUCCCCAUGGCACUGACCUGGAUGCUAAGGUACAUUCAAAUUAACUUACAUUUACUCUCACUAAAGCACUGAGGCAGGAAGACUGUAGUCAUCUGUCUGUCCCUUCCCUGUCAUCAUACAACUACUCUUCCCUUUCCUAAUUUGACUGCGUCUGUCGGUUUAUUCCUCUCACUCUCUCCGGCCCAUCCUGUGUUCUCUCUGGCCUCUAUUUGCUAUGCCAGUAUUUUGCUGUGCGUUCUCUGGGCUGGGUGGAGAUGUCUGAAGAUGAUAUGGCACCGGGGAAGAGCAGCGUGGCUGUCAACAACUGCAUCAGACAGCUGUCCUACCACAAACACAACCUCCACGACACUGCUGGCAUCUGGGGAGAGGUGAGUCGGAGGACCAGAACUACAGGAAGGGACUGGGGUGGGCUCUUCCUGUCUGGGGGAAGAGCCUAGGGAUGGGGUUCAUGUCUGGCCGAGACCCUCUUUUUACCUUGCUUUGUCUUUUUUUACCCAGAAACUGAAGCAAUUACCUCUCACAGUUACUGCUAUUCCCUGCAGCUGCUAUGUGUUGAACAUCAGAGUAAUUAUAGUCAUCCAUAUGCACCACUGCUUGGGAAUGUCUCUUAAUCUAAAACAGGAUCAAGUCUAACCACUGUUUUCUAGAAUAUUAUCAGUUGUAGCACAGAUGGGCACAUUCAAAUGUAAUUUGGUUGAUCGCUAAGCCAUUCAAUUUGCUAUGCAUGGUGGUGCUUCAGGAGGAUAGUGAUAUGUUUGUGUUGUGUUAUCAGGGUAAGGACAUGCUGAUGGUCCUGGAGAAUGACACUAUGAAUCUGAUCGACCCACUGGGCCAGACUCUGCUGCACUCCCAGCCCAUCGCCAGCAUCCGCGUGUGGGGCGUGGGUCGAGACAACGGCAGGUCAGUGUCCACUAGUCAGUCACCGUUUGGCACCACAUCUGGAGGUUGUAAAGCACUGAACAACUGUGGCAGUCACAUUAAGUGGUGUAGCUACACAGGCAGCCCAAUUCUGAUAUUUUUUCCGCUAAUUGGUCUUUUGACCAAUCACAUCAGACUUUUUGACAUCCGAUCUUUUUAGAGCUGAACUGAUUACGGUAGUCAAAAGACCAAUUUAAUGAAAAAAUGAUCUGAAUUGGGCUGCCUGUGUAAAUGCAGCCUAUGAGCCCUAACAGAGGACUUACAUUCCUUACAAACCCCACUUGGCAAUGGCAUGCUCAAAUACAGAACUGCAAUCCUGAGACACCACUGGCCUAUGGUGGGCUGUCCAUGGUAUUGCAAUAACACCACUGGCCUAUGGUGGGCUGUCCAUGGUAUUGCAAUAACACCACUGGCCUAUGGUGGGCUGUCCAUGGUAUUGCAAUAACACCACUGGCCUAUGGUGGGCUGUCCAUGGUAUUGCAAUAACACCACUGGCCUAUGGUGGGCUGUCCAUGGUAUUGCAAUAACAUUUCCUUUCAAGGCACUGACAUUCACUACAAAUCUGAUUUUAAUUUUCUACUUAAGCAAUAAGACACGAGAGGGUGUGGUAUAUGGCCAAUAUACCACGGCUAAGGGCUGUUCUUUCGCACGACGCAACGCUGAGUGCCUGGAUACAGCCCUUAGCCGUGGUAUAUUUGCCAUAUACCGCAAACCCCAGAGGUGCCUUAUUGCUAUUAUAAACUGGUUACCAAUGAUGUUAGAGCAGUAAAAAUAAAUGUUUUGUCAUACCCGUGGUAUACAGUCUGAUAUACCACAGCUGUCAGCCAAUCAGCAUUCAGGGUUUUAACCACCCAGUUUAUAAUAGUGUUUUUGUAAUAACUGUGAUUAACUGAUCAUUAUUUAUUUUCAUGCUGCAUUUCGCUGCCCUAUACAGGGAAAGGUAUUGUACAGAUAUGAUUAUUUGCAGUUCUUCUUGAUCUUUAUGCUCUCAUGUCCCAUGGUGUUUAUCCAACAUAUAGUUUAAUUGAUUGUAUUUUCAUAUCUAACAUGAUUGCAUGCAAUACUUUUUGUUUUGCCAGUUUUUCUUGUGGGUUGUUAUCAUUAAAGUUAGAGAAAUGCAUGGGUUCAUGUAGCAGUAUGUAAAUGGUGUACUUUUCUGUAUUUGUUACAACAGAGACUUUGCUUAUGUAGCGCGAGACAACCUGACCCAGGUCCUCAAGUGUCAUGUGUUCCGCUGUGACUCACCUGCCAAGAACAUCGCCACCAGUCUGCAUGAGAUGUGCUCCAGGGUGAGGCUCCCAUGUUUCCCAUGUAAUCCCAUGUUUCCCAUGAGAUGUGCUCCAGGGUGAGGCUACCAUGUUUCCCAUGUAAUCCCAUGUUUCCCAUGAGAUGUGCUCCAGGGUGAGGCUCCCAUGUUUCCCAUGUAAUCCCAUGUUUCCCAUGAGAUGUGCUCCAGGGUGAGGCUCCCAUGUUUCCCAUGUAAUAUACUAUUUCCUCUGGAAUUACUCAUUUCACGAUGACCUGAACAUGUCUCUCCCUACAUUCAGAUAAUGACAGAGAGGAAGCUAUCCAAGCCAUUUCUGAGCAGGUACAAUUAUGACCAGUGCAAACCCAUGGAGAUUCCUGCUCAAGGUAACCCCUGUGAUAGUUCUAGAGUUCAUUUUAUAACAGAAGCAAGACACCAGACACUAACUCCAUCUUCUUCCUCUGCAGAGUUUCCCGUUCCAAAAAAUGAGAAUUUCCUACAUUUCCUUGUGUAUUACCUUGGUAACGUACCUGUGACCAAGCCUGUAGGUAAGGGACGCAUGGGUAAGGAAAUAUUUUAUUUACUUGGUAGUUAGGUAAAUAUAUCUAGCUGUGCAGUAAAACAUCUGGCUGUGCUUUGUGUGGGACUGUGCUUUGCUUCACUGCAUACAUGGCUAGCUAGCUACUCCCAUGCAGUUUACCUUGCCUUAUGGAUACUGUUAACAGUAUAACUUUCUCAUCUCCUAGGUGUGGACACAAUCAAUGAUGCUUUGGAGGCUGCAACGAACAGCACAAGGAAGCAGGAUUGGACCCCCGUCUCUGUCAACGUGGCCCCUGCCACUCUCACCAUCCUCACCAGAGAGGUAGUUACUAAUGAACCCAUCCACAACAUCAUCUCUGUUACACACAGACAGUUAGUAGGAGUCAUGUGAGUAUGUCUCUCUCCUGACUGUGCUGUGUGUCCCCCUGUCCUCCCCAGACUGAGGAGGUGUUGUCAGAGUGCCGGGUGAGGUUCCUGUCCUUCAUGGGCGUGGGAAAGGACGUCCACACCUUUGCCUUCAUCAUGGCAGAGGGCCCUGGGGACUUCAUCUGUCACAUGUUCUGGUGUGAGCCCAACGCUGCCAGCCUGAGUGAGGCGGUGCAGGCCGCCUGCAUGGUGAGUCACCAGACUGGACAGUGGACUCCAUUAUUGAUUAAUCAGUGGUCUAGAGAGACGGGCAAGAGGAUGAUAUGUUGUCUAUAAUAUGGAACAUUUCAUUAAUAAAUGCCUGUUUCCUUGAAUGGUAUUGAUGCAUUUUAGUAUCUCUACUGAUGUAGUCCUGCUGUAUGUCUGUGUCCUGUCCACAGCUGCGCUACCAGAAGUGUCUGGACGCGAGGCCUCCCAGCCUGGGCUCCUGCCUGACCACUCCCCCUGCUGACUCCAUGGCCCGCCGGGUCAGGAUGGGGGUCCAGAGUCUGCUGGGAAGCUUCAAGCAGUACAGGUCAGGGUCCCAGUCCCCCUGAGUAGAAGAGAGAAGAUCUACUCCCCACCAACACUAACCCAUCCCAGCAGCUUCCUCUCUCUCUCUCUCUCUCUCUCUCCUCCUCUCCUCUCUCCUCUCCUCAUUCCUCGCUCUCCUCUCCUCUCUCUCCUCUCUCUCCUCUCUCUCUCGUCUCUCGCUCUCUCUUCCCUCUCCUCUCUCUCUCCUCUCUCUCUCUCUCCUCUCUCUCUCUCUCCUCUCUCCUCUCUCUCUCUUCUCUCUCUCUCUCUCCUCCCCCCCCUCCCCCUCUUUCCUUCGGCCUUACACUCCUUUUGGCCUUCCGUAGAGAUAGUCCUGUCAUUAGUGGCAUGGAGUUAUAUGUAACUGAGGAAAUGGCUUACUUACUAGUGAUUGCGAGUGGUUUUUCUAUACAUCUACUGCAUAACUCUCUUUUUGCUUUGUACUCAAACUGAAUGAGCCCUGACAACGGCCCAUUGUUUGUCCUGUUGCUGGAAUUUAAUCUGUUUGUCACUAUUUUUGUGUUUUAGCAGAAACCAUGUCUGGCAGGAAGUAUUUGUAUGAUGGGAUGUAACUACAUGUUUCUUCACAGUAGGAAGUUAGGAGGAUUCCACACAGAAAUACAUCUCAUUUCUUCCUCAGUGCAAUUAUGGUCGAGUCAUGGGGCCAUGCUCCUCCCCCAAACUCCUCCCCAAAAAGUAACAGCACCUCUUUUUUUCUACUGGUGUCUAAAGAAGGUCAUGCAAUCACUGUUGAGCCUAGUAUAGUAGAGUCUCCUGAUGUUUGUUUUACCCUGUACACUCCUCAGCCUCUCUCCUCCUGCCCAACUGAGGUUCUAAGAGCCCAGGUACAGUGUCACCUAGAGAGCUUUAUGUUCCCCACUGCAAACAGUGUGUUUUAGUCUUCCAUUUAAAGAAGUGAGUAAUUAUGUGUCACGUCGUAGUGAACAACCACUGAUUUCGGAGUGUACUGUAGUUGCGUUUCCCAUACAUUUGCAUGAACAUUUGCAAGUUCAGUGCUUCUGUGCAAUAAUCAGACUUUCCUGUAUGUGGUGGUGGUAGAAUGGCUUGCCAGGCUUCCAUAGGCUUAUAUAGCAGCACACACUGUGCUGUGGUUUCUUUCAUGUGGGGGCCUGGCUAGGCUAUCUGACUAGGGCUUGGCCAACAAAAAGAGGCAAUGUUGAAAAUAGAUUUCUGGUCAUGGAAAAGUGACCUAGAAAAUACAACAGCUCAAGGCCUGAGUUUUCUAUCUGAGUCAGUCAACCACAGCUGGUACCCACCACCACUAAAUAGUACUGUAGGACCACACUGCAUGUUUUAAUAGCUUAGAGGAAUAACAAGGGUAAUAUCUGCCUGCAGCGGUUUAGUACUGAACUCUUUGUUAUUGUAACAUACUAGAUGUGUGCUACUGUAUGGUAAAGGGGGGGCUGUAUUCUGUACCUGUUAAGUGUUUGUAAGGCAUGUCACUAGCCUGUAUCCGUGUCUAUCAAUAUAUAAGCUAGCUAGUAGUAGAUUAGUUGUCACUGUCAGGUCCUUUCCACUGAGUAGCUGAGAGCAGGUCAGUAUCUGUCUCCCUUAGUCACUGCCCUGGGACAGGGAUAACAUUGAGAGAGUGACUCCAAUGGUUUGCAUUUAUGAUUUUAUUUAUAUUUUUUGUUUAUUUUAAUUUUUUACCACUUUUUGCUCUGUUUGGACCCUGGUCCCUCUAAGUAACGUAUUUUGUAUUGCUUUCAUACACUAUAAUGGAUACUACUGAGGAGCAGUUGCACAUUUGCUCAUUAUUGAUUGAUUGAUUGUAUUAGAGAACACAAGUCAGACUAGUUGUGGUUUUUAUGUAAAAAAUAAAUAAAAAAUUAACUGUGUUUGUCAGAAGUAUUUAGUGCAAUAGUUAGUUGACCUAUAACUAAAUGAAACAUGUCAAAUAUAGAAACACUAUCUGGAAUUAGACUGGAUUGUUUAAUACUAUACUGUAACUCCUGUUCACUUAUCAUUGUGCUCCUUUUUCUAAUUCUGUUAUGUUAGUACUUCCAAGGUCAACAUUAAAAACAAGAUGAAUACUGGAACACUAGCUGAUACAUUUAUUUAACAAUUUAUGUAAAUUAGGUGUAUAAAAUGUAUCUGUAUAUAAAAGUCCCUGCACAAGAAAUAAAUGUGAACAUAUCUUAUUUUUUGUUGGGGCGUUUUCUUAGUGGAAGAAUUUGCAUGGUUUUGGUAUGAGGUGGCUGAGUGAAGCCAUGUGGAUUGGAGAGAUUGUAUUCCAAAAGGCAGUUGUGGAUUAGCUCCGUCUGUAAAUUGUCUCCUUUCGUAACCGGUGGUAGAACCACAGAAAUCCUCCAUUUUCAAUCAAUGGUUUUUAUCUGACAUUCCUGGGAAUCCCAUUAAAAUGGAAGCAAAGCCAGACCAGGCAGGCUGUCUAGUCCUUUGCAUAUGUAUGAAACUUGCUGACAUUGGUUUUACCAUAUGUAUAGUCCCGUGUAGCUCAGUUGGUAGAGCAUGGUGUUUGCAACGCCAGGGUUGUGGGUUCGUUUCCCACGGAGGACGAGUAUGAAAAAAAAAAAUGUAUGCACUCACUAACUGUAAGUCACUCUGGAUAAGCGCGUCUGCUAAAUGACUAAAAUGUAAAAUGUAUUGUGAGAGGUGCAAGCAUAGAGAUAGACAGAGGACUCAUCUUUGUAUCUGUGCCAUUCUAGUGUCUGUGACAGCAUGGGCAGCGCCAUUGAGCCGAUCUCCAUUUUUAAGUAGUCCAUUUUCUUCUUCACGAUUGGCUGAUUACUCAUGAUGACCCGGUUGGAUAUGACUCCAACAGGGUCACCAGGAGGGAUCAGCCAAUGAAGUUGGAAGUCCCACCAAGUUGACUACAUUAAAAUGGUGGAAGCCCUCAAUGGCGCUGCCCAUGCUAGUAAGGCCUUUUGGCCACUAAAGGCCUCUAUCAUUCUCUGUUGGUACAAGGCCCAUGCAUGAAUAAUAUGCAGAGGUCACCCCAUGUCACCUGUUCAUUCAUGACUGUAUGCUGCUUCCUCCUGGUGUAUUCAAAAGGCCUAGGGAGGGAUGCUGUAUAUAGGCUGGUUAUUGUUUCCAUGGGAGAUAGCUUUGCAGAUGAAAGGUGCACAUCAAGUGGUCCAGGCCCAGACGUGUAAUGGACUCUCCGUCUGUACGAGGAUACCUCUCCUAUUCCCUGACAGCGGGACUGCACUGCUGUGCUGUGGGACUCUUCAAGGGCUUGGCGGUUAUCGGGUCCUUUUUAAGGGAUCGGCCAGCUUCCAGCCACAUUCACACUGGGUUGGUUGUGUGUUUGGGGUUUUGCUUGUGUUCCCUCGUCCCUAACUUUUACAAUGUACUGUAGUUUGAUUAAUUUGAGGUGUGCUGGCUCACAGUGGGAGGGUGUCCGAGUUCAGUGUGUUGUUGAUGGAGGUGACCCAUAUCAAAGUCCUGUUACCCUCCGCUACCUCCACCCAGAACUGGGGUUAUUUUAGCGUAUACUUCAGAAUGCUCAAACAACAUGCUAUAGAUUUGAUCUUGGUUAUUAUUAAGUACUGUAGAAAAUUAUUUUUAUUUGACAUAAGUCCUUACAUGAAAAUGUAAGGAAAUAUAAUUAUUUCUGUCUCUGAUUUUCCUCUAUCCUCAAAUGUAUUCAUAUUGUUCCAUAUGAUUCUGACUGUGCGGUGGUAUGUUUUUUAGCCAUCCAUGCUUAAAUCUCAUCCUUGUGUCUCUUUAUUCUACCUUUCCUAUCAUGCUGAAACACAUUUCUAAAGGAUAUUCAACAUGUGUGAGUGUAUGUGACUAGAUGUGUUUAUUCACAUGUGCCUGCGAUAAUCUUUCACACCCACUAUGUGUCAAUCCCAAUUUAAAGGAAUUCGGCUCACGGAGAAAAUAAUCACAAUUAUAAUUAUUUCUAUAAUUAUGCAUACGGCAUUUGUGUAAUGGAGAUUUUUUUGAGUUAAUGUUAGUCUGACAAAUCCCAUGGAGAUUCACUGCUCAAGGUAACCCCUGUGAUAGUUCUAGAGUUCAUUUUAUAACAGACGCAAGACACCCAGACACUAACUCCAUCUUCUUCCUCUGCAGAGUUUCCCGUUCCAAAAAAUGAGAAUUUCCUACAUUUCCUUGUGUAUUACCUUGGUAACGUACCUGUGACCAAGCUGUAGGUAAGGGACGCAUGGGUAAGGAAAUAUUUUAUUUACUUGGUAGUUUAGGUAAAUAUAUCUAGCUGUGCAGUAAAACAUCUGGCUGUGCUUUGUGUGGGGACUGUGCUUUGCUUCACUGCAAUACAUGCGAGCUAGCUACUCCCAUGCAGUUUACCUUGCCUUAUGGAUACUGUUAACAGUAUAACUUUCUCAUCUCCUAGGUGUGGACACCAAUCAAUUGAUGCUUUGGAGGCUGCAACGAACAGCACAAGGAAGCAGGAUGGACCCCCGUCUCUGUCAACGUGGCCCCUGCCACUCUCACCAUCCUCACCAGAGAGGUAGUUACUAAUGAACCCAUCCACAACAUCAUCUCUGUUACACACAGACAGUUAGUAGGAGUCAUGUGAGUAUGUCUCUCUCCUGACUGUGCUGUGUGUCCCCCUGUCCUCCCCAGACUGAGGAGGUGUUGUCAGAGUGCCGGGUGAGGUUCCUGUCCUUCAUGGGCGUGGGAAAGGACGUCCACACCUUUGCCUUCAUCAUGGCAGAGGGCCCUGGGGACUUCAUCUGUCACAUGUUCUGGUGUGAGCCCAACGCUGCCAGCCUGAGUGAGGCGGGUGCAGGCCGCCUGCAUGGUGAGUCACCAGACUGGACAGUGGACUCCAUUAUUGAUUAAUCAGUGGUCUAGAGAGACGGCAAGAGGAUGAUAUGUUGUCUAUAAUAUGGAACAUUUCAUUAAUAAAUGCCUGUUUCCUUGAAUGGUAUUGAUGCAUUUUAGUAUCUCUACUGAUGUAGUCCUGCUGUAUGUCUGUGUCCUGUCCACAGCUGCGCUACCAGAAGUGUCUGGACGCGAGGCCUCCCAGCCUGGGCUCCUGCCUGACCACUCCCCCUGCUGACUCCAUGGCCCGCCGGGUCAGGAUGGGGGUCCAGAGUCUGCUGGGAAGCUUCAAGCAGUACAGGUCAGGGUCCCAGUCCCCCUGAGUAGAAGAGAGAAGAUCUACUCCCCACCAACACUAACCCAUCCCAGCAGCUUCUCUCUCUCUCUCUCUCUCUCUCUCUCUCUCUCUCUCUCUCUCUCUCUCUCUAUCUCUUCCUCUCUCUCUCUCCUCUCUCUCUCUCUCUCUCUCUCUCCCCCCCUCCCCCUCUUUCCUUCGGCCUUACACUCCUUUUGGCCUUCCGUAGAGAUAGUCCUGUCAUUAGUGCAUGGAGUUAUAUGUAACUGAGGAAAUGCUUA
Messenger RNA from Coregonus sp. 'balchen', 11815 nucleotides. NCBI's taxonomy places the organism in Eukaryota, Metazoa, Chordata, Actinopteri, Salmoniformes, Salmonidae. The record is from the annotation of a GenBank genome assembly.